Helicoverpa armigera (cotton bollworm) is the source of this 2155-nucleotide messenger RNA. RefSeq names its product baculoviral IAP repeat-containing protein 3 (gene Diap2). The transcript has 10 exons. Gene Ontology annotation, molecular function: cysteine-type endopeptidase inhibitor activity involved in apoptotic process; ubiquitin protein ligase activity. The record is from RefSeq and is a predicted model, not a curated record. Gene Ontology annotation, cellular component: nucleus; cytoplasm. Gene Ontology annotation, biological process: negative regulation of apoptotic process; regulation of cell cycle; positive regulation of protein ubiquitination. The coding region runs from base 255 to 2096 and encodes 613 amino acids. NCBI's taxonomy places the organism in Eukaryota, Metazoa, Arthropoda, Insecta, Lepidoptera, Noctuidae.
AAAAAAAAAAAAAAAAUCAUUUUUUUUCUGUGUUUCUCUAUUGAUUUGAUUGAUUCGUGUGUUUAUUCGUCAUUCGUGAGAUUAUUUAUUUUUAUGCUGCAUCUAAUGAUAAAAUCAUCCAUCAGGCAUUUUAGUUGUGCAUUUCUUUCACUAAACCAAUAACACAGUAAGAGUAAGAAUCAAGUUUGCAUAAGUACCUGUAGCUUAUAGUCUAUCAUUUCAGUCCGUGCAGUUGUGUUCACAUUAAUAUUAAAAUGAAUUAUGAGACAAAUAGACUUAAUACAUUUACCGACUGGCCUUCAUCAGCACCCGUAGAUCCUAUAAGGAUCGCUAAAGCAGGGUUUUUCUAUACGGGCGAAGGUACAGAAGUGAAGUGCUUUUGUUGUGGUAGUAAGAUAUCGCAGUGGAAUUAUGGAGACCAGGUGAUGUGGAGGCAUCGGCAAUUGCAGCCAAACUGCCCGUUCGUUGUGCAUCCUGAAUUCUCGGGCAAUGUGCCUUUAGUCCUGGGGCCAGACUGCCCACCAUCCAUAUACACUCGUAGACCGUCCGUGCCUCCUGACGAUGUGCAGAAUGACCACACAUACACUGCACCUGAUUACGGUCUCACAGAAGAAGAUGAAACAUAUAAGAAUGAUGCUUUGAGACUUCUGUCUUUUAUUAAUUGGGAUGAUACAUCGGUAUCCCGCCAAGCACUGGUUAAUGCUGGGUUCUACCACGCUGGGGAAGGUAGAUUGCGGUGCGCCUGGUGCGGUGGAGAAUUGGCCCCAUACAAUCACUUUAGCUCUGUUUCACCACUUGAAGUACACCGAAUGUAUUUCUCUCGGUGCCAGCACGCGGCAGGUCUGGAGGCAGCUCAGCAGGCUCAGGCCGGGAACAUCUCCACGUCUUCGUCACCGUCCCUCUCGCCAUCACCGCCCAACGAUACCCCACGUGCGCAGUCGCCGCCUACCAAUCCCAACAACUUACCGCAGUCGUCGGGUGCAGCUCACAACGAGCGCGUGCUAAGCCAAGGCGGUACUUGGCGCACUCUAGGCGUUGUUGGCGGCGGUGCCAGGCAUCCUCAAUACGCAUCGUUAGCUGCUCGUCUAGCCAGCUUCGACCGCUGGCCAGCGGACCGACAUCAAGCACCGAGAGCGCUCGCUGAAGCUGGAUUUUUCCAUACCGGGACAGAUGAUCAGGUCCGUUGUUUCUACUGCGACGGCGGUUUAGGCAAAUGGGAGGCGGGCGACACUCCGUGGUCGGAGCACGCGCACUGGUUCCCUCACUGCGGUUACGUGUUGCUUGUAAAAGGACAAGAAUAUGUGGACAACUGCAAGAAUCGGACUUCUGUCCAACGGACUGUUAGCUUUUCUGAAGGAGGCCGCAAUGCUAGAAGAAGAAACGGUGAUAACUUUCCUAUCACAGAAAGUCAGGUAGAAGAAUGUAUGGAGAGUACAAUGGCAGCCGCGGCGCUGGGCGCUGGGCUAGACGCCGCUCGCGUACGACGAGCGAUAGCCAAUAGAUUGCGAUCCGUUGGUACUCCAUUCACAUCAUCGGAGGCCCUAAUCGACGCCGUCUUAGAUGACCAACUGAAUGAAGAGCCGUGGUCUAUGACGCCGCAAAGUCGAUUAGCCCGCGAUAUAUUGUCGGAAACAUUUAGAGAAUUUGCACCGAGAGCCGGAAUCCCUCCACAACAAGUCGCAGCUUUAACGCGACCAUACGGCAGUGACCAAGGCAGCAUGACGCCAGAUGACGACGAAAACGACGAAGACGGUGACGACGAGGAUGACGCCUAUACCAUAGACGUGACAGCCCGUAGGCAAUCACCCACCACAGAGACUGAAAGCCGUACCACAGAUAAUACAGUACAAGCUGAAGUUAAGAGUGAGGAUAAACAGGACACUCCAGAGCCUGAAGGAAAGAAGUUGUCUUUAGAAGAAGAGAAUAGACAGUUGAAGGAAGCUAGGUUAUGUAAAGUGUGUAUGGAUUGUGAGGUGAGCGUGGUAUUCCUGCCGUGCGGUCACCUGGUGUCGUGUGCGCGGUGCGGCGCGGCGCUGGGCGCGUGUCCGCUGUGCCGCGCUAGUGUGCGAGCGCUGGUACGCGCCUACCUCGCCUGACCCGCUACACGCGCUACUGCCAGGUGAGCGUGGUGUUGUCGCCGUGCGUCACCUGGUGU